ACUCUCAGGGCGCCCUCCCACACAGAGACGAGAGAUGUUGUAGCAGCAACCCGCAGACAAUGACGACCACCACUUUGAUUCUGUUGCUCGUGGUUUUAACGGCUCGCUGGGGUGUUUGUCCAGAUCGUCCGGAGAAACCACAGCUGUCAGCAGACCGAGAAGAUAGAACAUAUAUGUCAGGUGAAGAGGUGAAUUUUACCUGUGGCACAACCCAACCUGUAUACCCGAACAACAGUUUUGUCCUGUACAGAGCCGAAAUACCUCUUUCAUCAAAACCCAGAGAUAGAUCAUGGGAAUACGGGGUCACGUUUACCAUCACGGUCUCCAGCUCUGGGUCAGAAGAUUACUGCUGUGUUCAGAUGAGCCCGGUGUCUGGGAGAAACGCAUCCUCAGAGAAGAGCGAACCAGUGAAUAUAACGGUAGUGGUUCUACCCACACCCAGGAUAGUGGUUGAUUUCACCACCGUUGUUCGGGGUGCAGACGUCACACUUAACUGUGAAAGCUGGCAGAAAAUCUCAGUCAAAACAUUUUACUUUUACCACAACGAGGGAUUAAUUUACUCUGCUCCCAAGUCUACCGCUGCAUGGGGCAAUUCAGCCACCUUCACCAUCAAGAACAUGGAUGACAAUAAGAGCGGGAGCUACAAUUGCACUUAUGAGGUUGAGAAGAAUGGAAGGCGUCUGACCUCGGCGUGGAGUAAUUCUGUGCAUUUAUCUGCAACAGAUCUGCUUCUUAAACCGCUACUACGAGUUGAUCGUGUGGAUAAAGUAUAUCUGAGGAAAGAAAAGGUCACUUUCACUUGUUCAGUCAACUGCGUAUCAGGAGGCCUCCAUUUUUUUCUGUACAGAGCGCAAACAUCUGCCGAAAUAGAAAGAAUUUAUUCCGGUGAUGUUUGCAGAGUGAACGCUGUCGUUAAGGAAAGAAGUAUUGGGUCGGAAGAAUACUUCUGUUAUUAUACAAAAAAUAUUUCGGGGAAGAUGAUACAAUCCGAUCGAAGUGAAGAAGUGACGAUAACGACCCUGGCCGAACCAGAAGCUCCAAAGAUAUCACACGGGCGACCGAUCGGCUUGUUCUCAAAAACUGAGACGGUGAGUCUAACCUGCGAAGCCAACAGAAUUAUUCCGAAUCAAUUCUACUUCCGCAAACGUGGUCUCCGUUUAUCCUCCGAACAAAUCACCGUGAAGGGCAACACUGGGAUGUUCACGGUUACCACGAAGAAUCAAAGUGGACCGUACACAUGCCAAUACACAACCAACGUGCAAUCGAGGCUUCUGGAUUCCCUGCCAAGCAAACAGGUGGACAUCUUUGUAGCAGAUCUGGCGCCGCCAACUUUAUCAGCGGAUUUGAGCGAUGCUGCUUCCGAAGACAUCACGUUCAUCUGUACAAGCCCACUGCACCUUCCAGCGAUGACAUUUUUCCUGCAUCGACACGGAGACUCAAGGCACCUUCAAGACCGUCAGACAGGGAACAAUUCAGUCAAAUUCACCAUUCCGAAUACAGAUAUCAACAAAGGCAGAAGAUACACCUGUCAUUUUGAAGUGCACGAGACGAAAGGACUGAUCUUGUCUGCUUUGAGCAAUGUUUUAGAUAUUCCUCCCAGGGAUAAAUCGUUCGGUGUGCAAAUUGGCAUUCGAAUGGUUGCGUUUCUGAUUGUCAGCAUUUUGAUGAUGGGGAUAGUGUACUGGAAGAAAGAUGUUCUGUUUCAACAGAGAGAAAAGAAAUAUGAUCAGCGAGCCAUCGCCGUUAGCACUGUUGACCAGGAUGCCACCUAUGCAGAAGUGAGGCUGUAGAGUGUUUGCAAGCGCCUCCGGGGAUCCUUCAACAAUGGGGAAGCUGCCGACCAUUGCGGUGAUCGUUCAUAUUUUAUACAUUCAAUAUUUUACAGAGUAUCGUAUGCCUAUUGAAGUUGAUGCAUAGAAAAGAAAUUUCCAUGUAUACUUUACCUACUUUGCUAAGCUUCAAUCUUAACAGAUCACAUAACAGCCGAAAAAAUAGAACGCAUGGACAGAGGACAUAUCCCCGUGUGCCUGUUUUGCUAUGCAAUGUAAUCCUGAUAACCAGAUUGACCUCAAGUUACUUGUUCUUUCGAUUGAACAUCGCCAUUGCCUUCCUUAUCGCAAACAUGCCCAUUGGUGACACCAAAAUAAGUUCAUUGUUUAACUUCCAAUGCCCGGCUAAGUCAAGAAACGUAAGAAUUAAUCUUUCCCGCGACAAGAAAUUGCGCAUCCUCUCUGUAGUACACGGGCGAGAGCAGUGAAUUUGUGAUAUCUAAUUUUCGGAGUAAAGGAGAGACGGCGACCUUGCAAAAUUGCAAAAUUUCCCAGACUAGUUAAACCUCAAGGAGCACAGAUCAGCUCUAUGGACACUGAUUAGCCUUCUAAUGAUGAGUCAUUCAUCAAUGACUCGCCUCAAAUUCAUUUACCUCCCUUCACUCAAUGAAAUUUGACUCUUUACAAGAUAAGAAAAAAAGGAUGGAUAUUUGAUAGAUCCAGUUGUCCUCCAAUAUAUACGGCCAUUUGUGGAUAAGAUUGCAAAAUUCUACACUAUAUGUGGAAGUGUGUUUCUUGCUUUCUCUCGAAUCACCUGAAACUCAUGAACCAACUGCUUAUUUCGUUUUGCGUUGGCUGACCUGAAGAAAUAGCCUCUCUGCCUUCGUACUAUUACAUUGUUGGAGA
Messenger RNA from Pristis pectinata (smalltooth sawfish), 2675 nucleotides. Its product is annotated as immunoglobulin superfamily member 1-like. Lineage: Eukaryota; Metazoa; Chordata; Chondrichthyes; Rhinopristiformes; Pristidae. The record is from RefSeq and is a predicted model, not a curated record. The transcript is spliced from 10 exons. Bases 60 to 1790 code for a protein of 576 amino acids.